Messenger RNA from Carlito syrichta (Philippine tarsier), 3576 nucleotides. Its product is annotated as contactin-associated protein-like 3. The record is from RefSeq and is a predicted model, not a curated record. Gene Ontology annotation, molecular function: calcium ion binding. The transcript has 22 exons. Lineage: Eukaryota; Metazoa; Chordata; Mammalia; Primates; Tarsiidae. Bases 1 to 3576 code for a protein of 1191 amino acids.
AUGGCCAGACCUAUCGAUGGACCUGGUUUUUCAGGGAACACAAAUGCAGACAGCGUGAUGCACUACAGACUCCAUUCCCCCUUUGAAGCCAGGUUCCUGCGCUUCCUCCCUUUAUCCUGGAACCCCAAGGGUAGGAUUGGGAUGCGGAUCGAAGUGUACGGAUGUGCGUACAGAUCUGAGAUGGUUAAUUUUGAUGGAAAAAGUUCCUUGCUGUACACUUUUAAUCAGAAAUCCAUGAGUUCAACAAAAGAAAUGAUUUCUUUGAAAUUUAAAAGCAGUCAGAGUGAUGGGAUUCUACUCCACAGAGAAGGACACAAUGGCAAACAUAUCACCCUGGAAUUAGUUAAAGGAAAACUCAUCUUAUUUCUUAAUUCAGGUGAUGCUAACCUGCCCCUUGCUGACACCCGUGUGACCCUCACCCUGGGCAGCCUGCUGGAUGAUGACCACUGGCAUUUCAUCCUCAUUGAACUCCUCAACAUGUACAUCAACUUCACAGUGGACAAGCACACUCAUCAUUUCCAGGCAAAGGGAGAACUCAGCUAUUUGGAUCUUGAUUAUGAGAUCAGCUUUGGAGGGAUUCCUGGACAUGGAAAACUAAUGCUGUUCUCACAUAAAAACUUCCAUGGGUGUUUUGAAAAUCUCUAUUAUAAUGGAGUGGAUAUCAUUGAUUUGUUGAAGAAACACAAACCACAGAUUCGCAUCAUGGGAAAUGUGUCCUUCUCCUGUUCACACUCUCAAAUUGUUCCUGUGACUUUUCUGAGCUCCAGGAGUUACUUGGCUCUGCCGGGCACCUCUGGACAGGACAAAGUGAUUGUCACUUUCCAAUUUCGAACAUGGAACAGAGCAGGGUUGUUGCUGAUCAAUCAGUUUCAAUAUGGUUCAGGAGCUCUUGUUCUUAUUCUUAAUGAUGGAAAACUCAAGCUGAGCCUCUCCCAGCCUGGACAUCCAGCAAGGGACAUCACAGCAGGUGAUGGCUUAGGUGAUGGACAGUGGCACUCCGUGUACUUGUCUGCUAAGAGGCAUCACCUGAGUGUGAAGGUGGAUGGUGAAGUAGCCUCAGCUGCUUAUUCCCAGCAUGAGCAGAUCGAUUCUGGAGACACCUAUUAUUUGGGGGGCUGUCCAGACAACAGCUCUGGCUCUGGAUGUGGAAACCUCCUGGGGGGUUUUCAGGGCUGCCUGAGGCUUAUCUCCAUUGGCAACAUUACUGUGGAUCCCAUCUCAGUACAGCAGGGGACGCUGGGGAGUUUUAGAGACCUUCAGAUUGACUCCUGCAGCCUCACAGACAGGUGUUUGCCCAGCUAUUGUGAACACGGAGGUGAAUGUACCCAGUCCUGGGACACCUUCUCCUGCAACUGCGCUCACACUGGCUACAUGGGAGCGACCUGCCAUUCCUCUGUCUAUGAGCAGUCAUGUGAAGCCUAUAAGCACAGAGGGAACUCUUCAGGGCUCUACUAUAUUGACUCAGAUGGAAGUGGUCCACUGGGACCAACUCUUGUAUACUGCAAUAUGACAGACCUUGCAUGGACCUCAGUACAGCACAAUGGCUCCCUCCUGGUCAGAGUCAAAAGCUUGCACGGAGAUAGCCCUCGUCCUGUGUUUUUCAAGUACACGGCCAGCAUGGACCAGCUCCAGGCCCUAAUAGACCACGCAGAUCACUGCCAACAGGAGCUGGCUUUCCACUGCAGGAAGUCCAGGCUCUCAGCUCGCCGUGAUGGAACCCCAGUGAGCUGGUGGGUUGGAAGAACCAAUGAAACACACACUUACUGGGGAGGUUCUCUGCCUGAUGCUCAGAAAUGUACUUGUGGAUUAGAGGGGAACUGCAUUGAUUCUCAAUAUCACUGCAACUGUGAUGCUGACCGGAAUGAAUGGACCAGUGACAUAGGAGUCCUUUCCCAUAAGGAACACCUGCCAGUCACUAAGGUUGUGAUGACAGACACAGGCCGACCACAUUCUGAAGCGGCUUAUGCUCUGGGACCUCUUCUCUGCCAAGGGGACAAUUCGUUUUGGAAUUCAGCUUCCUUCAACACUGAGACUUCAUACCUUCAUUUUCCUACGUUCCGUGGAGAGCUUAGUGCUGACAUGUCUUUCUUUUUUAAGACAACAGCUCCUUCUGGGGUGUUUGUGGAGUACCUGGGGAUCACAGACUUUAUCAGGCUAGAGCUACGUGCUACCUCAGAAUUGACCUUUUCCUUUGAUGUGGGCAAUGGUCCUUGCGAGGUCACGGUGCAGUCACCCAUUCCCUUCAAUGAUGAUCGAUGGCACCACGUGAGGGCAGAGAGGAACAUUAAAGAAGCCUCACUUCAAGUGGAUCACCUCCCUCUCAAGAUUCAACCUGUCCCUGCCGAGGGCCACUUGCGCUUACAGCUCAACAGCCAGCUCUAUGUGGGUGGGACAGCCACCAGACAGAAAGGCUUCCUGGGAUGCAUUCGUUCUCUGCAGCUGAAUGGGAUGGCCCUGGAUCUGGAAGAAAGAGCCACAGUGACACCAGGAGUGGAGCCAGGGUGUGCGGGACACUGCAGCAGCUAUGGACACUUGUGUCACCAUGGAGGGAGAUGUACUGAGAAACCCAGAGGGAUCUCCUGUGACUGUGCCUUCUCAGCAUAUGAUGGGCCAUUCUGCACACAAGAGAUUUCUGCAUACUUUGGAAUGGGCUCCUCAGUGAUCUACAAUUUUCAAGAACAUUACAAUUAUACCUCCAGUAAGAACUCCAGUUCCUUUGCAGCUUUAUUUCAUGAGAAGCUCACAUUGACCAGGGAGACGGCCACAAUGAGCUUCCGAACCACUGGGACCCCCACCUUACUGCUCUAUGUGAGCUCCUUCUAUGAGGAAUACCUUUCUGUUAUCCUUGCCCCAAAUGGAAGUUUGCAGAUUAGGUAUAAGCUAGACAAACACGAAGCACCUGAUGUUUUUAACUUUGAUUUUAAAAACUUGGCUGAUGGGCAGCUUCAUCAUGUGAAGAUUAACAGAGAAGCAGCAAUGGUCUUUGUAGAGGUUAACCAGAAUGUAAGGAGGCAAGCCAUCCUGUCGUCAGGGACAGAAUUCAAUGCUGUCAAAUCCCUUACACUGGGGACAAUAUUAGAGACCUCCGGCGCGGACCCCGACACGCGGCGGGCAGCGGCGCGCGGCUUCACCGGCUGCCUCUCGGCAGUGCGCUUCAGCCGCGCAGCUCCCCUGAAGGCAGCGCUGCGCCCCAGCCGCCCUGCGGUGGUCACCGUCCGCGGCCACGUGGUCGCCGCGUCCAGCUGUGCGACGGGGGCUGGGUCUGGCUCCCUGGCUCAGGAACUGGCUCCCCGCCUCGUGGGGGGUGCAGGACGUUCUGGACCAACAGAUGAGGGCCAGCCCUUAGUUAAUGCAGACACAAGGGACUCUGCGGUCAUCGGAGGUGUGAUAGCAGUUGUGAUACUUAUCUUGCUCUGCGUCACCACCAUAGCUAUACGCAUUUAUCAACAGAGGUGGUUUUAUAAAAAAAAAGAGUCAAAUAUCUCAAAAAAUGGAGACAAUGCUGAGAUUGCUCUGAAAAGUGUGAUCAAUAUGCAGAAUACAGUAAAUGAAAGUCAGAAGGAGUAUUUCUUCUGA